Zerene cesonia (dogface butterfly) is the source of this 1939-nucleotide messenger RNA. It is a transcript of the gene Nol8, whose product is annotated as probable RNA-binding protein CG14230. The record is from RefSeq and is a predicted model, not a curated record. Gene Ontology annotation, molecular function: RNA binding. NCBI's taxonomy places the organism in Eukaryota, Metazoa, Arthropoda, Insecta, Lepidoptera, Pieridae. The transcript is spliced from 8 exons. The coding region runs from base 176 to 1903 and encodes 575 amino acids.
AUCUUGGCUUAAAGGUCUUGUAACCAAGCAUUAAAUCUUUUAAAAGAAAUGUCAUCACUCAUCAGUCAUCAGUCAUGCCUUUUUAUUUAGAUAUUUUGUGAUAGGUUAUGUUUUCAAUAUUGAACAAAUAAAAUAAAAUAUUGAAUGAAAAAUAUAGGGCACAUAUGCAUUUAUAAUGGUUUUAACGACGCGUUUGUUUGUGGGUAAUCUUCCUGAAAAUGCCAAUGAAAAUGAUUUACGAAGUGCGUUUUCUUCAUAUGGAGAUAUAACUACUGUUGAUAUCAAGUGUAAGGCCGAUGAAGAAAAUAAAAAGAAAUUUGCUUUCAUUACUCUUUCGGCAUCUGAAAAUUAUAUUGAGUCAUGCAUUAAGUAUUUUUCUAAUGAAGAUUUUCUUGGUAAUAGACUGUAUGUGACAAAAGCUCGUGAAAGUUUUUUAGAAAGGUUACAAAGGGAAAGAGAACAAGCACAAGCAAUCAAAAAGCCAGCCACAGUGCCUGCUCAAAAUGAUUUUAACGUAAAUGACCAUGGCUUUGAUCAAAGCAGAAAAAAUAAGAGAAAAUUUAUAAGUGAUGAUGAUUUGCAUAAUGAUAUAAAUUUGCAAAGUAAUAAAAUAACAAAAUCUGAUACAUAUGAAAAAAAUCUUAAGCAGACACUACAGAUAAAUAAUGUCAAUAAUAUAACAGAUAAACCUGGAGAUAAAAAGCAGGAGUCUGAAAAGAAAAGGUUAGAAUCUAUGAAAAGAAAAAGACAAGAAUUUAAGGAAAAGAAAUUGAUCAUAAAAACUGGUCUUACUGGAAUUGAUAAAAUAUCAAACAAGAAGAUAUUAUUUACUGAUGCCGGAGAAGAAAAUGUUUCUGAAAAUGGACCAUCUAAGAGAAAUAAUGGACUCCAGAACAGAAAUAACUUGUUUGAUGAUGAGGAUAGUGAUGAUGGUAUAAAUUUCAAUAUAAAAGAACAAUUUGAAGGCAAAAAAGGACAAAAGGUCCUUGAUUUACAAUCUAGAUAUAAAUCUGACAAACGAUUUGUAUUAGAUCAAAGGUUUGCAGAAGAUUCAGAUGAAGGAAAUGAGGAAGAAUUGGGUGUGAAAAACGUUGAAGAGGAUGAAACUGUUGAGCUAGAACAGGCAGAUGAAAAGAGUAAACAAGUAAAAAUAUUGCAAGAUGUUUUGGGUGUUGCUAUUAGAUCUAAACAUCAAGAAUCAUCCAGCAAAACAAAGGCAAAGCUUGGGAUGUUAAGAUUUGAUCCUUUACAACCUGAUCAUGCAAAAUUCUUAGCACCAGUGGAACCAAAAGAAGAAGUUUCAAAGAAAUCAAAAAAGAAAAAAUCCAAGGACAAGGAAGAAAUUCCAGAACCUCAACCAGUGGUGGAAGUGGAAAAGAUUGAAGUGUCAAAAGAACAAUUUUACGAAGUCAGUGAUGUUUUAAAGGAAGCUAUUGCACAACCAACUUCAUUUAGUUUACGUAGCUUGUUCUCUAAAAGUAAUUCUACUGAAGAAGAAACACCGAAUGAUACAGAUCAAAGCAAAUAUUUAGUGAAAGUUAAAGAUAAAAAAGUAAAACAUCCUUUGGAUCCUGGUGAAAAAAAUCCCUUUGUGUAUGAUUCUUCUGAAUCUGAAGAUGAAGGUGAAUCACUCAAUAAAGAUACAGUUAUACCAGAGAAAGUUGAACAAAAGGCAGUUUGGAGGGAAAAUUUGUUUUUGUCCCUGAAUUUAGAUAAUAGGUUGCAAGAGGGCUUAGAGUUCUUUAAUCAGCCUUUAGAAGGCGAAAUCCCGAAAGAAAGGCGACAAUUGAAAUCCGUUAUGAAAAAGCGACUAUACAAUAAAGAGCGUAAGAACAAAAUGUUCCAGAAAAAGAUUGGUGGACGAAAGAAGACUAUGAAAAAGAAUUAUAAUAAGAAAAAUUGAUUUCUGAAACUAUUUUUAAUAAAACUGAUAAAUUUA